AUGGCUUCUUCGCCCAGCACCGUCCUGGUUUCCGCCUCCGCUGCCCGUCAUUUCGUCCAGUCCCUUCUCCAGAGGCAUCAAGUUCCCAGCCAAAACGCUUCCAUCGUAGCAAAAUGCCUCGUGGACGCUGACCUUCGUGGCGUCGAUUCACAUGGCAUCAAUCGCAUCCCCUCGUACAUUGCGCGGAUCCGCCACAAGGUCCUUGACCCCCUCGCCUCGCCCGUAGUCACGCAAAAGACGCCGGUGGUCGCCCAAAUAGACGGGCAAAAUGGAUUCGGAUUUAUCACGGCCCACAAAGCCAUGGAUACAGCCAUCAAGAUGGCGCGAGACUACGGGAUCGGCAUGGUCUCUGUAAAGCACUCCAACCAUUUUGGCAUGUCAGCGUCCUUCGUCCAGCAAGCCAUAGACGCAGACAUGUUGAGCCUGGUAUUCACCAAUUCCUCCCCCGCACUCCCGGUUUGGGGUGGAAAGGAGAAGCUCAUGGGUGUGUCGCCCAUCGCGUGCGGUGCUCCUGCCGGUGAAAAGUCGAUUCCGUUCAUUCUCGACAUGGCGCCCUCCAUAGCCGCGCGCGGGAAAAUAUACAAGGCUCUCCGUCGGGAGGAGCGGAUACCGCCCGAUUGGGCGCUUGAUGAGCACGGUUCACCCACCACCGACCCAGCGUCGGCAUUAAGAGGCGUCAUGCUACCUAUGGGUGGGCCCAAAGGCUCUGCAUUAUCCAUUAUGAUGGACGUUUUCUCCGGCGUAUUGUCCGGUUCUGCAUUCGCCGGGCAUGUCACCAAUCCGUAUGACCCAUCGAAGCCGGCCGAUGUGGGCCAUCUAUUCAUAGCUAUCAAACCAGAUAUGUUCAUGUCGAUGGAAGAGUUCAAGGCGAGGAUGGAUUACUUGUACCGCAGAGUGGUGGAAUGUAAGAGGAUGAGCGGGGUAGAGAGGAUAUAUUAUCCAGGAGAGAUUGAGCUGCUCAUGGCGGAAAAGAGGGAGAAGGACGGGAUUCCGUUCGUUCUGGCAGAAAUAGAGGCGUUGAACAAGGAGGCGGACUUAGUUGGCGAACGACAUCUUGAGGCAUCUUCGUAG
Uncinocarpus reesii 1704 is the source of this 1071-nucleotide messenger RNA. RefSeq lists its product as uncharacterized. The record is from RefSeq and is a predicted model, not a curated record. Bases 1 to 1071 code for a protein of 356 amino acids. NCBI's taxonomy places the organism in Eukaryota, Fungi, Ascomycota, Eurotiomycetes, Onygenales, Onygenaceae. The transcript has a single exon. Gene Ontology annotation, molecular function: oxidoreductase activity.